Molecule: messenger RNA, 1329 nt
Organism: Thyridium curvatum
Lineage: Eukaryota; Fungi; Ascomycota; Sordariomycetes; Thyridiales; Thyridiaceae
Exons: 1
Coding region: 1-1329 (442 amino acids)
Biological process (GO): nuclear envelope organization
Cellular component (GO): Nem1-Spo7 phosphatase complex
Molecular function (GO): protein phosphatase regulator activity; phosphoprotein phosphatase activity
Source: RefSeq, a predicted model, not a curated record
AUGGCCGACCAGCUCGACUCCAUCGUCAAGGGAGCUCCCGCGCCGGAUCGCGAUGUCCCCAGCCCCAAGGCUGGCACGCCGAUCCAGAGCGCCACCAAGGCCGGCGACCCGCUGUCUCACACGCCAAGCUCUCCAUCCAUGGUCUACCUGAACCUUCUCAUCCUCGAGGCAUCCCUCCGAGCGCAGUACCUCGACCUCCGGGCUCGUCGCAGACACCACAGCUUCUUCCUGUCGCUGUUGACCCUCUGGAUAGCUGGCUUUGGGUACGCGCUCUUCUUUGCGCCGAGAGAGGAUGGGCGAGGAGUGGGAGGGUCAGUCUACUGGAUGGUUGAGACGACAGAAAAGGUCUGCUUCAUGGGCGGUGUCAUCACCGCCCUGCUCGUCUGGGUCACUGGCAUGUGGGAGCGUGGAGUGCGAUGGCCGCGAAGGUGGUUUGCCAUAUCGAAUAGGGGGCUCAGAGGCUUCAACUGCAAGCUGGUGGUUAUGAAGCGACCUUGGUACGCCGAGACAUUGGCAACAGUCGGCUGGUUCCUUACAUAUGGACUCUUCUCGAACACGGGCGGCUCUUCCUAUCGACACGUCGAGCCCUCGAUCUUGCGCGAGGUCGAUAGGGAGCUCAACCUUUCCGCGACUUCGCACCCCACGCUUCCUAUCACGGGACACGACGAGGAGAAGGGUGGUCGCGAGGAGGAUCUUGCUCCGGGCGGAGACUACGUGAAGCUUCUUUUGCUCGCCAAGCCUUUCUCUCCGACAUUUAGAGAAAACUGGGAGCUCUACAGGACGGAAUACUGGGAGAGGGAGAAUGAGAGGCGGGCCUUGAUUCGGUCCAAACUGAAGGAGAGGGAGAAGCAGCUUCGCAAGCAGCAGAGUGUCUGGUUCUGGUGGCUCCCCUGGCAAAAGAGUGUCACUGAGAGACAUCCUACCCCCGAGAGAACGACACCCCAUCCUCGUCACGCCGCGAUUGCGCACGAGCAUAGGCGCAGCCGCAGCGGUAGUAGCCUGCGGCGCGGCAGUAUGUCCAACACGUCCUCGCGGGCACCCACGCCCACAAUCGAAGUGGACGAGUCUGGAGUUGCUCGGAAGGCCAGCAAUGCCUCGAGCGGCUCCGAGAAGAGGAGAAAGAAGACGAUGUCGGGAUCCGGCCCCAGAUCGAUGAAGCGGCCAGGGAUCGACUCGCGCUCCGUCACUCCAGAGAUGUCUUCGCCUCUGGCUAAGGAGAGCAGCAGCUUGAGUAACACCUCCGUAGAGACUGGCCCUACGCCAGAGAUGGAAAGUGGUAGCGGGAGGAUGCUGCGGAACUCGGCCUCGAGAUCUAGCUCCAGUGCUUAA